AUGCGCCGCACGCAAAAGCUUUUCCGCUAUACACCAACACCAUCCAUGCCCCCACGUCCCCGCCGCCCCGUGAUCAUGACUGCGGCAGCUCGAGUCUUUGCCCGCGCAGCCGCCAUCCAGGCAGAGGACGCUGCCGCCGCUGCUGGCCCGGCUGCCAUCGCCCGCCGUGCCUCGAUUACCGAGGAGCCCUCGGUAUCGGCCGCAUCCUUCUCAACCUCAGCCAGCGCCCAGAACCUCGCGACCUCGAUGGCUUCCGGCAUACAGGUCACCCCCGAGAUGUACCCCCCGCCGAGUUGGCGCCGCCGCCCUGUGAACCGCGAGCCCGACUAUGAUCGCCGCCAGCCUUUGCCAGCCGACAUGCCCACGCUCCCGCUCGCUUCCCACUCGGUCCCGCUUACCGGCGCGACAUUGUAUGGCGGUAACGAGGGCCGCUUCGUCCCCGAGACCGAAGACAAUGACCCCCAUGACCUCGUGGCCUUUUCCCUCUCCGACCCGCUCGACCUUGCUCACCACCGCUUGGUGCCGGUUGAGGAUAACGAUCCGCAUGACCUCAUGGCCGCGACGCGCUGGUCGUUCGGCGACCCGACUGACCACGAGAUGCUUGCGCGCAAAAAGUACACUCCGCGCCCAUUCACGCCCGUCUUCAUUGCGGGCGAGGACAACGACCCGCACGACCUCUCGGCAGCCACGCGCUGGAGCCUCAGCGACCCGCUCGACCUCCACGCGGGGACGCCCGGUCUCAGCCGCGUCAACCACGAGGACAAUGACCCUCACGACAUGUGCGCCCUCACGAGCUGGUCCCUCAGUGACCCCCUCGACACUGACCCCAACAAGUUCAAGUACCUCCAGAGCCGCCUCGCCAAGGUAGAGGACGACGACCCGCACGACCUCAUGGCUGGCACCAAGUGGAGCUUUGGUGACCCGACCGACCACGAGAUGCUCGCUCGUAAGCGCACAAAAUACACGCCUCCUGUGUUCAAGCCGGUCUAUGUCGGCGCGAACGCCCCGACCUCUGACCUCCAUGCGUGGAGCAUGAGUGACCCGCUCGACCGUCCGGGCCCUAGCUACAAGCCCAAGGCACCAGCCAAGACCCAGGCGCAGAUUGAGCGCGCAGCCGCCGAGAACAACGACCCUCACGAUCUCAUGGCAGCCACUCGCUGGUCGUUCGGCGACCCGACCGACCACGAGAUGCUGGCUCGCAAAAAGUACUGCCCGCCCGAGUUCAAGCCAGUGUUUGUCGGCGUCGAAGCCAAGCGCGGUCCGCACGAUCUCACGGCCGCGACCAAGUUUAGCUUGAGCGACCCAUUCGACAGCGCGCGCAAAGUCAAGACCCUCCCGAAAGAGGACAAUGACCCGCACGACAUGUGCGCCUCCACGCGCUGGUCCUUCGGAGACCCGACUGACCACGAGAUGCUUGCGCGCAAAAAGUACACCCCGCCAGAGUUCAAGCCGGUAUUCGUAGGCGGAGAGGGAGCCGGCCGCAGCCCACACGACCUCACUGCCUCCACAAAAUUCAGCUUGAGCGACCCCUUUGACUCUGCGCGCAAGGUCAAGACGCUCCAUAAGGAGGAUAACGACCCGCACGACCUGAUGGCCGGUACCAAGUGGUCGUUUGGCGACCCGACCGACCACGAGAUGCUUGCGCGCAAGCGCAUGAAGUACACCCCCCCUGAGUUUAAGCCUGUCUUUGUUGGCAGCGAGCAGGCGGCCGGCCGCAGCCCGCACGACCUCACCGCUGCUACCAAGUACAGCAUGAGCGACCCGCUUGACUUUGAUCGCGUCCGCAAGACAGGCUUGGCGACGCCUGCCGCGACCCGCCCGACGUCGCCAGUGGACACAGUGCAGAAGGCGGUGGAGGCAAUUGCGGCUGCCAGGGCCUCCGAGCCGGCCCCAGUCAUGGCUCCCACGCCGCCCCUUUCGCCGGCCACCUCGGGCCUAGGCAUCGAUCUUGAGGGUGCGGACGUCGACCCGGCUUCCUUUCUCCCAAAGAUCAACCGCGACCCCGACGAGGAGAGGGUAGCGCUGCGUUCCUCGGCUGUCCCGUCAUCCCGCAUCGGCCGAUUGUUUCACUACGGCUCCCUCGGCCUCUCCCUUGGACUCGGCGCUGCGACAGAGACUAUCCGCCGUACCGCUGGCGGGGCGGGCAGCGGCAGCGUUUUCAUGAGCGAUGCCAAUGUGCGCCGCCUUGUCGCGACGCUGGGCCGUAUGCGAGGCGCGGCACUCAAGCUCGGCCAGUUCAUGUCGAUCCAGGACAACACGAUGCUGCCGCCCGAGAUUGAGCGCGUCCUCCAGCAGGUACAGGACCACGCCAACUACAUGCCCGAGUGGCAGAUGGAGAAGGUGAUGCGCACCGAACUUGGCUCCGAGUGGGAGAGCCUGUUCAAGGUCUUUGACCGGGUGCCCGUCGCUGCCGCCAGCAUCGGGCAGGUGCACCGCGCCGUGUUGGCCGACGGCACGCCCGUCGCCGUCAAGGUCCAGUUCCCUGGUGUCGCGGGCUCGAUCGAGAGCGACAUUUCCAAUGCCUCGAUCCUCCUCCGUGGCUCGGCUGUGCUUCCCAAGGGCCUGUACCUGCAGAACACGAUGGCUGUCGCUAAGCGCGAGCUUGAGGACGAGUGCGACUACGUGCGUGAGGGCGCUGCCGGUACGCGUUUCCACAACCUCCUAGCCGGCGACGCAGUAUUCGACGUCCCUCGCGUCUUCGAGCACGCCACGACCUCCAAGGUGCUUACGACCGAGUGGAUGUCAGGUCGCCCUCUGAGCAAGAUGAAAGGCAUGAGCCAGGAGCAGCGCGACCUCAUCGGCUCCAACAUCCUCCGCCUGUGUCUCCAGGAACUCUUCACUUUCCGCUUCAUGCAGACGGACCCGAACUGGGCCAACUUCCUCUUUGACGCGCCCACCGGUCGUAUCCAACUCAUCGAUUUCGGCGCGAGCCGCGAAUACACAAAGGAGUUCAUGGACGGAUGGUACCGCCUCCUCCAAGCUGCUCUCAAUGGCGACAGGGCCGCGAUGAAGACCGAGAGUCAGAGCCUCGGAUACCUUACCGGUGAGGAGAACGAUCUCAUGGUCAACGCGCACCUCGACAGCAUGGCUGCUCUCGCUUCGCCGUUCCAGCAUGAGGGCAAGUUUCACUUUGCCGACCAGACCAUUACGGACCAGGUGCGAGCUCUAAUCCCCGUCAUGCUCCAGCACCGCCUUACCCCGCCACCGGCGCCGACGUAUUCCCUCAACCGCAAGCUCAGUGGCGCGUUCCUCAUGUGUUCCAAGCUUGGGGCCGAGGUUGAUUGCAAGGCCCUCUGGGAGGGGGUUACGGCUGGGUACGAGUUUGGGCCUGAGACGACGGGCGCGACGGCCUGA
This is a messenger RNA of Cutaneotrichosporon cavernicola, 3354 nucleotides long. RefSeq lists its product as uncharacterized. The transcript has a single exon. Lineage: Eukaryota; Fungi; Basidiomycota; Tremellomycetes; Trichosporonales; Trichosporonaceae. Gene Ontology annotation, biological process: ubiquinone biosynthetic process. The record is from RefSeq and is a predicted model, not a curated record. Bases 1 to 3354 code for a protein of 1117 amino acids.